Messenger RNA from Epithele typhae, 2025 nucleotides. RefSeq lists its product as uncharacterized. Gene Ontology annotation, cellular component: Set1C/COMPASS complex. The record is from RefSeq and is a predicted model, not a curated record. Lineage: Eukaryota; Fungi; Basidiomycota; Agaricomycetes; Polyporales; Epitheliaceae. Bases 1 to 2025 code for a protein of 674 amino acids. The transcript is spliced from 2 exons. Gene Ontology annotation, molecular function: transcription cis-regulatory region binding; protein binding.
AUGGAGAUCGGUGAACUCUCCCUUCCCCCCACGGCCACCCCAGCACCAGCCACGCACGGCCAACCCUCCCGCAAGCGCAAGCACGCUGCCGUCGCAAACACCGCCGCCGCCUCCCCCGCUCCCUCCGACCCCGGCGCGACCCCCGCGCCCGAAAACCUCGUCCUCAGCGCCCGCCACGACCUCUCCUCCCGCCCCCGGCUCACCAUCUCCCGCCAUCCUGGCUUCGUGCCCGCCGCGCCCUCGUCCGAGUACUUCACCACCGAGCCCCUCUGCUUCAACCGCCUCGGCUUCCGCUACACCCCCGCCGGCAUCGGCUCCCUCGACCACGCCCUCCCCUUCCGCACCAUCGAGUCCGAGCCCGCGCGCCUCCGCGUCUCCUGGGAGGACCGGAGCCCGUUCGUGCGCGUCACCCAGGACGGGCUCCGCCUCCAGGGCGAGAAGGGCUUCCGCUCCGCGCGCUGCAACGCCCCCGUGCGCGAGGGCCGCUGGUUCCUCGAGGUCGCCGUCGCGUCCGGGGCCGGCGCGCGCCCGCUCGGCCCGCACCGCAACGAGGGCGCGCACCUCCGCCUCGGCUGGGCGCGCCGCGAGGCGCCCCUCAACGCCCCCGCGGGCUACGACGGCUACAGCUACGCCGUGCGCGACCGCACGGGCGAGAAGGUCACGCUCUCGCGCCCGCGCCCGUACGGCCGCCCGUUCGGGAGCGGGGACGUCGUCGGGCUCGCGAUCUGCCUGCCCCCGCGCCGCCGCGGGGACCGGCGCGACCCGUACGACCCCGCGCACGUGAAGCGGGAGCGGAUCGCGAUCGAGUUCAAGGGCCAGGAGUACUUCGAGAGCCUCGAGUACCCGCAGUCGAAGGAGAUGGUCGCGCUCAUGGACGCGAACGACCGCGCGAAGGGGACGGACACCAAGAGCGUGCCGUCGGGCACGAAGAAGAGCGCGACCGUCAAGAACGUCCCCUCUAAUGGCCGCGGCAAGGGUGGCGCGGGGCUCGAGACGACGCCCAUGCGCCCGCUGCCCACGCUCGGGUCGGAGUCGUACAUCGCCUUCUUCGUGAACGGGGAGUGCCAGGGGAUCGCGUUCCAGGACCUGUACGACUACCGCCCGCUGCGGACGCCGCCGAACAAGUCCGCGCACAAGAAGCGGGCGAACAAGGAGGGCAUCCGUGAGCACAAGGAGAACCCGUUCGACGACGGCACGCUCGGCUACUACCCGUUCAUCUCCCUCUUCAACGGCGCGCAGGUGAGCAUCAACCCCGGACCCGACUUCGCGUUUCCGCCCCCUCCGGACAUCGACGCGGUCGUCGCGAACCCAGGCGCAGACAUCAAGCCUGCGCCGGACAGCGAGCGGACCUGGCGCCCGAUGUGCGAGCGGUACGAGGAGUUCAUGCAGGAGCAGUGGGAGCUGGACGACCAGGAGGAGGCGGAGGCCAUCGAAACCCACCCGCCGUACUCCCAGCUAAUGCGCGCGGACGCCGAGGAGCGCAGGCAGGAGAAGGAGAAGGAAAAGUCGGAGCCGCGCCAGCCGAAACGCAAGCCGCCCGCCGGCUCCAAAGCCUCCCGCGGCAAGCACCCGUCCUCGAAGCUGCACGACGCCGGCUCCGUGCCCCCGCCCGCCGCCGCCGCCUCCGCGCCGAAGCGCGCAAAGGUGGCAUCCGCGUCCCCCGCGCUCGGCACGUUCCCCCGUGCGGGGCACGCCGCGUCGAACGCCAGUGUGGUCGCCCCGGUGGUCGUGCGCGGGGCGACCCCGGCGACACGGGAGGGCAGCGAGCGCGUGGCGUCUCCCGCGCCGACGGCGGCGUCGAGCCUCAGUCUGGACGCGCAGAUCGCGGGGCUCGCCGGGUACGCGGACGAGAACGAGCAGGACGCCGGCAUCGAACAGGAACACGACCAGAGCGCGUACAACACCGACUACGAGGACGGGGCCCUGAACGGCGCCGACACGGACGGGGACGUUGAGUUCGGAGACGUCGAGAUGGAUGCCAUCGAGGAGGCGGUGGAUUACUCGUACGCGUCGCGGCGGCCGUAG